UCUCGUUCAAUGCUUGGGUCUAGACAGUACUGAUUGUGUGAGAUCUAAUUCUCAUGAACUAUCAUCUACUCAACUGCCGAUUCUUCUCAUGGCAGAUUCAGACACCAAGGCCCCUCAGGUAUAUAGAUGAUGAUGAUGAGGGUUCAAAAGACCAACUAUAUGCACAUCCUCUUCGGUGCCAUGUUCCUUUUCCUCUAUCAAGGCUGGUACUGCAGCAGCGCCAUCUGCCUCGGCCUCUUCUGGUGGCUGAUGGUAUACAUUGCCCACAACGCCGGCCACCUCGCCAUCACACACCACUACACCAUCGACAGCGUGAUCGUGGAAGCACAAUCACAACAUCCACCAUGUCAUCACGCAUCCCCCGUCGGUUUAAUCUGCAUAUCCAGUCCUUUAUCUUCCUAAUCCAAGGCCAAGGUCCAAAAGGUAUUUCAUGGUGGAAUCGUCGGCAGGCUGCGAUUCUGGCCAAGUGUCCGUGGACAAUUGCGAGUAGGGGAGAUAUUUUUCAUGGUCAUUGAUUAGUGGAUGUUUAUAUAAAUGUCUAUUAUAUCUGUUGGUUGUAUAGAAGAAUGAGCUAGGUCACUUGACUGCAUGAGUCAUGCUGUUUAAAAUGCACCCAAACACAAUCAACCUCGCGUUUUCUCAAUCAACCACAAUGAAGUCG
Aspergillus wentii DTO 134E9 is the source of this 661-nucleotide messenger RNA. RefSeq lists its product as uncharacterized. The coding region runs from base 181 to 402 and encodes 73 amino acids. The record is from RefSeq and is a predicted model, not a curated record. NCBI's taxonomy places the organism in Eukaryota, Fungi, Ascomycota, Eurotiomycetes, Eurotiales, Aspergillaceae. The transcript has a single exon.